CGCGCCGGCAGGGUGGGCUCCGCGGCGCCGGGGUUCCCGGUGAGCGGCCGGGGCGGGCCGUGUCCGCGAGCCGGCAGGAUGUCCCUGGCUGCGUACUGUGUCGUCUGUUGCCGAAGAAUAGGCACGUCUGUUGCCUCUCCGCAGAGUCUCGCGCGCUGGAGAGAGAUCCGAAAUAUUAUAAAGUUUACUGGAUCACUUAUUUUAGGAGGUUCUUUGUUUCUUACAUAUGAAGUUCUGGCCUUGAAGAAGUCUUUGACGUUAGACACACAAGUGGUAGAGAGAGAAAAGAUGAAGUCGUAUAUAUAUGUGCACGGAGUCUCUUUAGAUAAAAGAGAAAACCAUGGGUUUGCCUAUGAGGCAAGAAAAGAACUUCAUAAAGCGGUGAGGAAAGUACUGGCAGCGUCAGCCAAGCUAUUCCGGAGCCCAUUUGCUGACCCUUUCAGCACGGUUGAUGUGGAAGAUCAUGAGUGUGCCGUGUGGCUGCUCCUGAGGAAGAGCCGGUCGGGCGACAGAACCGCGCGACUGGAGGCCGUGCAGGAGAUGUCUGGGGCCCGCCACUGGCAAGAUUACCAGUAUAGGAUCAUUGCUCAGGCCUGUGAUCCAAGAACUCUUAUUGGUUUGGCACGAAGCAAAGAGAGUGAUCUUCGCUUUUUUCUCCCACCACCUCCCUUACCAUCUUUAAAAGAAGACUCUUCCAUUGAAGAAGAACUCAGGCAGUUGUUGGCUUCCCUGCCUCAGACGGAUCUAGAUGAGUGCAUCCAGUAUUUUACAGCCUUGGCUCUGAACGAGAGCAGUCAGAGUCUAGCAGCUCAGAAGGGUGGCUUAUGGUGUUUUGGAGGAAAUGGACUUCCUUAUGCUGAAAGUUUUGGCGAAGUUCCUUCAGCUACAGUGGAAAUGUUCUGUUUGGAAGCUAUGGUAAAACAUUCUGAGAUCUCGACACAUUGUGAUAAAAUCGAAGCAAACGGAGGCUUGCAGCUGCUGCAGAGGCUGUACCGGCUUCACAAGGACUGCCCCAAAGUCCAGAGAAACAUUCUGCGAGUCAUCGGGAAUAUGGCUCUGAACGAGCAGCUGCACGCCGCCAUCGUCCGCUCAGGCUGGGUCUCCUUAAUGGCGGAAGCGCUGAAGUCCCACCACAUAAUGGAGGCCUCUCACGCUGCCAGGACCCUGGCCAACCUGGACCGGGAAACCGUGCAGGAGAAGUACCAGGACGGCGUGUAUGUGCUGCACCCCCAGUGUCGCACCAGUCAGCCCAUUAAAGCCGAUGUCCUUUUUAUUCAUGGCCUUAUGGGAGCAGCAUUCAAAACCUGGCGCCAGCAGGACAGUGAGCGAGCCGUCACUGAAGAGGCUUUGGAGGAUGAAGACAGGUACACAACAUGCUGGCCCAAGACGUGGUUAGCGAGAGACUGCCCCGCUCUGCGCAUCAUAUCCGUGGAGUACGACACCAGCCUCAGUGACUGGAGGGCCAGGUGCCCCACGGAGAGGAAGUCCAUUGCGUUCAGAAGCAACGAACUUCUCAGGAAGCUCAGAGCUGCUGGUGUUGGAGAUCGGCCAAUGAUCUGGAUAUCACACAGCAUGGGAGGUCUUCUUGUCAAGAAGAUGCUGGUGGAAGCGUCCAAGAAGCCAGAAAUGAGUACAGUCAUAAACAACACGAGGGGCAUGAUUUUCUACAGCGUCCCCCACCACGGCUCACACUUGGCCGAGUACUCUGUGAACGUUCGCUACCUUCUCUUUCCCUCUCUGGAAGUCAAAGAACUCAGCAAGGAUUCACCUGCACUUAAAACGCUACAGGAUGACUUUCUGGAGUUUGCUAAAGACAAAAACUUCCAGGUGCUGAAUUUUGUGGAAACCCUGCCGACCUACAUCGGCAGCAUGAUUAAGCUGCACAUCGUGCCCGUGGAGUCAGCAGACUUAGGCAUCGGAGAUGUGAUUCCCGUGGACGUUAACCACCUGAACAUCUGUAAGCCGAAGAGAAAGGACGCUUUUUUGUACCAACGCACUUUACAGUUCAUCCGUGAAACUUUAGCCAAAGACCUUGAAAACUGAGCGCUGCCCUCGGCCGUCUUUAACGUGAAUACAGUGCCAGAACCCUGGUGUUGUCUUUGUCUUUAAGCUCUCAGCAGGCACGCGGUCAGCGUGGCAUCUAUGUGGUGUGGAGAGUGUGGCAGACCACGGGGCAUCGGUCGCCGCAGCGCGGUCUGGCACCAGUGCCGAAGUGGCACUCGGAAGGCCUCGGUCGGGCUCUUGUGACUUAAAGAAGCCUACCGGGUGCCCCUGUAUGGUUGGCAGUGCUGUGGGCAGAGUGCCCUUUGCCAUCUGUGACUGUCCCAGCUCAUCUGGUGGGAACACUGGCGGGUUCUGGAGGGGCAGCACUGGCGGCUGAACUUGAAGCACGCCAUUGGAGAGCACCUGCACUGGAGACGGAACGAGAACGUAGAAGACGGCCAUGUGCCGGGUUCCCGUAUGCUGUAAAGUUUUAAACUUUUGUCCUUAGCUUUCAGGUAAACCCUUGCCUGAGGCGUCCUGGUUGCGAGGCUGCUGUCACGCAGGGCCAGCUCCUGGUGUGUUUAUGUUUUCACGAUGCUGAGAGCAAGCCUGUAAAAUGCCAUUCUAGCUUACAGUGAUUCUUCCCGGAGUGCGGUACCUCUGCUUGUCCUGGGCAAGGACGAAGUAGCUCAUCCACUGCUGCUCACAGGAUGGGAGAAACCGUUCUCAGCCACAGGCUACAGCAGCAGCACUCAGUACCAGGAUUCUCUUUGCCUAAGGGCUGUCUUGCUUGCUUGUUUAUGUGGAAAUGGUAUUAAUUGACCUCUAGCGUGUGAGAAACAGGACAUCAUGUUGAUGGACUUUUUCUUUGAAUAGCAUUACUGAGAUAUAAUGACAUAUCAUAAAAUUUAUCCUUAUAAAAUGUAAAGAUUUGUAGUAUCUUCACAGAGCUGUGCAACUAUUACCACUAACUCCAGAACGUGUCAUCAUCCCCGGAAAGCCCUGUAUCUGUGCACAGUCAUUUCCCACUUCCUCUUUCCCCAGGCAUUAGCAAACUAAUCUUUCUCUGUGGAGUUGCCUCUUGUGGAAGUUUGAUAUCAAAGGAAUCAAAUCAUGUAUUUCUUGCCUUGUCUGCUUCCCUUUCUCUUAGCAUAAUAUUUCAUAUACAUACAGCUUCUGUCAGGACUUCUUAUUAUGGCUAAAAAUAUUCUGUUGUGUGGUUCACCACAUUUGUUUAUCCAUGUAUCAGUUGAGGGACAUCUAGAUUCUUACUCUUUUGGCUGUUAUGAAUAGUACUGUACAGUUAUUCCUGUACAGGUUUUUUGGUAGCCAGAUGUUUUAGCUCUCCUAGGUGGACACUAGGAUUGGAGCUGCUGGACAUAGAGUAAGUCUGAGCUUAUUAACCUUUCACAGCUUGUAUAGAAGGGAUGGUCCGAGCCAAAACCAGGGCCCUCGCUGUGACUUCAUGAGCGCCUGACUGAUUCGUCUUGUGAUGUAAAUGCAGCCAAUAUGACUACACCUGGCAUCAGUCCAGGGCCAGCUACUGGGAUGACAACGGGAGGAGGGACAGCAGGGUUUGGUGCAUUUUCUUAUUCUGUUUUCGAAGAACCAUGGCAGAUAAGCCAUAGUCAGAACAAUUACUCCUUAACUUACAAGAAUGGAAUGAAACCUCGUUAAUUAAAAUCUCAGUAUCUAUUAGCUGUGCUUGAGCAGUAAGAUCUGGGAGCGAGAUCGAAUCCCUGUGCUUUCCAGGAAACCACUUUGCGUUUCUUUUUAUUCUGUGAAUUGGAGAGGCCCCCUCUGGUUGUCAGGCUGCUGGGUCUAGAUAAAGUUUAUUACACACAAGUGAGGUGAAAAGAAAUGGCAGGGCCCUUAAGCAGCAGGAAAGCAAAGCAAGUGUACAGUGAGGGAUAAUGGGAACAUAAUCCCUGAACAACUACAUCAAGAGAGAGAGACAGAAAGGAACCGAAACCAAACUGGCACAUUGCAGACACAACACGCUAAGGAAGAUGGGUGAAAACCCCGUGAGUCGCAGGAUGGCUUGCUGGGUGCAGAACCGCAGUGCCUGACAGAGAGAGAGAUGAUGAUUAUCUGGAAGAUACUGGGCAAGAGGUUAUCAUUCAGCUGUAAAGACUUCUCAACCUGAAUUCAGGGAACAGGGCUAAGUUUUUCUCACAGAUUGACUUGUUGGUUAAAUCCAGGCACACACAAAAAAAAUUCAUUAGAGAAUAGAAUAGAAAUGGUGCUACACUUUAAAAUGCAAACAGAAACCCUAAACACUGUUAGGAAACAGUAAUGUUGGAAAGAGCUAAUUGUGCUCAGCUGAAUUGCUCUUGAAAUGGGCUCCAAGGAAAUAAAGCAACAUGCUGAUGCCUGUGAGAACAUAAUCUAGUAAUCUGUCCUUUAUCUUCUUAGCUUAAUUUUAAUUAUGCUGAACAAUUAUAAGAUGUAGUAUAUACCAGUCAUCUGUACUGUACAUAUAAAGAUUUCUAGACUAAAACAC
Lepus europaeus (European hare) is the source of this 4486-nucleotide messenger RNA. It is a transcript of the gene SERAC1, whose product is annotated as serine active site containing 1. NCBI's taxonomy places the organism in Eukaryota, Metazoa, Chordata, Mammalia, Lagomorpha, Leporidae. The coding region runs from base 79 to 2043 and encodes 654 amino acids. The transcript has 17 exons. Gene Ontology annotation, molecular function: protein binding. The record is from RefSeq and is a predicted model, not a curated record.